Ambispora leptoticha is the source of this 2616-nucleotide messenger RNA. NCBI's taxonomy places the organism in Eukaryota, Fungi, Glomeromycota, Glomeromycetes, Archaeosporales, Ambisporaceae. The record is from the annotation of a GenBank genome assembly.
AUGCAGAGAAAUGAAACUAGACAAUAUAAGCGACGGGUUAGCAUUGGAUAUUCCCAAGAUGGGAUAUAUUCAAUUAACGUAAAUGCUGUUGUUUUAGAAGUAGGAUUCUUAGAGGUUAUCGGCAAUGCCCUUUACACUGAUCUCAAAAAAUUAAACGAUAACACUGAAAAAGUGUUCAUUAUCAACGUUAACCAAAGCAGAGAACCGAUAGACAGCAUGGCGACAUCGCUGAGCAUAUUUGCACGACGUCAACACUAUUUAUCACGUGGGGUUACUGAACAACAAGUAUUCUUUGUUGAAUCAUAUGGAAUUGUCGUCUACCAGCAAAUGUUUACAAUUUAUGUAAUGCAUCGAACAAGUGAAGAUCUUUAUGUUGUUGAUGCUUUAACAGAAUUUAAUAUACCAAAUACUAAGGAUCAAUUGUACAUUUUGAAGGAAGUAAUCGAACAUGUUUAUUUAUUUAAGGCUUUAGCCUCGGUAAUAUCAAAAAAAGCUCCGUUUAAUGAAGAGUGGGUAAAUCUUGUCAAAAAAGAAUUAAAAGGGAAAGAUCCUGAAAAAGGCAUCGAUGUGAAACCUGUUUACACAAAAGCUGAUGCAGAAUUCAUUCAAGACGAAAUACCGGGAAAAUUUCCAUAUACCAGAGGCCCUUAUGCUUCGAUGUAUACUGCUAGGCCGUGGACGAUUCGCCAGUAUGCUGGUUUUAGUACCGUUGAAGAAUCAAAUGCUUUUUAUCGAAAAAAUCUUGCUGCGGGACAACAGGGCUUAUCUGUUGCCUUCGAUUUAGCUACCCACCGUGGUUACGAUUCGGAUCAUCCCCGUGUAGUAGGAGAUGUCGGUAUGGCUGGUGUAGCUAUAGAUUCAGUAGAAGAUAUGAAGAUCCUUUUUAGUGGUAUUCCUCUAAAUAAAAUGUCGGUUUCCAUGACAAUGAACGGCGCAGUAUUGCCAAUUUUGGCAAUGUUUAUAGUGGCUGGACUAGAACAGGGUGCAAAAUUAGAAGAGCUUUCAGGAACUAUUCAAAAUGACAUUCUAAAAGAGUUUAUGGUCCGAAAUACUUUUAUAUAUCCACCUGAACCCUCAAUGAAGUUAAUUGGUGAUAUAUUUUCAUACACUUCACAGCAUAUGCCUAAAUACAAUUCGAUCUCGAUAUCAGGCUACCAUAUGCAGGAAGCUGGUGCCGAUAAUGUGCUUGAAUUAGCAUUUACGGUUGCCGAUGGAAUUGAGUAUGCUAAGACAGGUAUCAAGGCUGGAAUGACAAUCGAUCAUUUUGCACCUAGAUUAUCCUUCUUUUUCGGAAUCGGGAUGAAUUUUUAUAUGGAAAUUGCAAAAUUACGCGCGGCUCGUCGUCUUUGGGCGCAUCUAGUUCAGGAGAAUUUCCAGCCUAAAAAUCAUAAGUCAACGAUGUUGCGAACUCAUUGUCAAACUUCCGGUUGGUCACUUACUGAGCAGGAUCCAUUUAAUAAUAUCAUCAGAACUACAAUUGAAGCAAUGGCAGCAACUCUGGGAGGCACGCAAUCACUGCAUACCAAUUCUUACGACGAGGCUGUUGGAUUACCAACCGAAACUUCGGCACGAAUAGCGCGUAACACACAAAUCAUAUUACAGGAGGAGGCGUUUAUACCAAAAGUUGCAGACCCAUGGGGUGGAAGUUACAUGAUGGAAAAUUUGACGAAUGAUUUAUAUGACCAUGCAAAAGCGAUUGUUGAGGAAGUGGAAGAAUUGGGUGGAAUGGCCAAAGCUGUAGCAAGCGGUAUGCCUAAACUUCGAAUCGAAGAAAGUGCUGCGCGAAGACAAGCUAGAAUUGAUUCAGGACAAGAAACGAUCGUUGGUGUGAAUAAAUACGUAGUCGAAAAUGAAGCACCAAUUGAGGUUCGCGCAAUCGAUAAUAAUAAGGUUAGAGAAGAGCAGGUUGCUCGUAUUAACCAAAUUAAAGCAGGCCGAGAUACCGCAAGAGCUGAGGCCGCUUUAAAUGCUUUGACGGAAUGCGCUAAAACAAAUCAAGGCAAUUUGCUGGAGCUUUCUAUUGAGGCUGCUAAAGCACGAUGCACAGUCGGUGAAAUUUCCUAUGCUUUAGAAAAAAUCUGGGGACGUCAUGAGCCAUCAAGUCGCGUUGCCAGUGGAGCCUACAAAUCUGCAUUUGGAACUGAAGGUGAAGUAAGCGAAACCAUCAAAUUAGUCGAGGAAACACGAAAUAAAUUAGGUGUAAAUCCACGAAUUCUCGUCGCAAAAUGCGGACAAGAUGGACAUGAUCGUGGCGCAAAAGUGAUAGCCUCUGCAUUCAGUGACUUUGGAUUUGACGUGGAUUUAUCCCCGCUAUUCAGUACACCAGAAGAAGUUGCUCGUCAAGCAAUCGAUAACGAUGUGCAUGUGAUUGGCGUUUCAUCACAAGCUGCCGGACAUAAAACAUUAGUGCCAGCACUUAUUAACGAACUUCAUCGACUUGGCGUAACCGACAAGAUUAUUGUGGUUGGUGGCGUCAUUCCUCAUCAAGAUUAUCAAUUCCUUAAAGAUGCUAGUGUUAGCUCUAUUUUUGGGCCCGGAACAAAAAUCCCAGAAGCUGCUAAAGAAGUUAUCCUGAAAAUUCAAGAUAUCGCUAGUCAAGACAGUCUCCAUGGAUAA